CAUCUUAUAGUGAGGUACCAUCAAGACCUGAGCUCGCGACACCAUGCCACCGAUACCCUCCAUCCAGAAGCGCCACCAGCACCACACAGCCCACUCGCCAUAUGAGUGGAAGGAGAGGAGGGAGUUCUCCCAUAACUGGAAGGCCAAGUUCCGCGGCAAUGCCCAGGUCAUCACCACAGAUCUCGCCUGGACCAACCUCAUCACGCCACCCAACCCCAGGGUCACCACCACACUGGAGGAGGGCCUCGAGCUCAGCAAGCACCUCACGCUGCUCCAGGGCAUCCCCAAGGAUGGUGGGAAGGAUGGCCUCGACGUCCAGCCUGUCACCGUCUUCCACUCUGCAGACGAGGACCCAGAGCAGCUCCUCGUCUACAUGAGGGGGGGGCUGAGCCUCCCAGACAGGAACAAGGACCUCUGCCGCCUCAUGGUUGAUGCCAUUGAGAAGUACACGACACUCGCGCCACCCCCAAAGCCCAGCAGUGACGAGAGGCACGAGAUGGAGCAGGCCAGGAAGGCUGAGCACGAGGGGAAGAAGUGGGGAGUCUACCACCUUGGGCUGUGGCAUGCCACAGGACAGCCACACACGCCUCCCACCCUCUGCUCAGACAUGCGCAGGACUGGAGCGGGCUUCGGGGCCACGCUGGCCCUCUACAAGACCAUGGCCCCCCUCGCGCAGACCAUAGGCAGGCUCUUCCAGGAGAUCGAUCCCAGGGCCUACCAGCAGUACAGGCAGAACUACCUUGGCGAGUGUGCAGCCACGCCUGAGCUGGAGGUCUUCAAGUUCAGCAACAGGAGCUGCUGGCACUGCCUCGCGAUCCUGAUAAACGCCCAGGUUGGGCCUCACAAGGACAACCAUGAUGUGCUCGAUGGCUGGGUCGCGAUGGCCUGCUUUGGAGAGUUUGAGGGAGGGGAGCUGUGCCUGCCAGCCCUUGGCUAUAGGAUUCCCUUCCAGCCAGGGGAUGUUGUCCUGUUCCGCUCUGCAGUCCUCGAGCACUGGAUCGCGCCCUUCGAGGGCACGCGGUACUCGUGCGUCUUCUUCACGAAGCAGAGCAACUGGCAGCCAGGUGAGGAGGAGUAGAGGGCUUGUCUCCUGGUCCAUUUCCGGACUCACGUUCUUGCAGGGACGCUUUGCAAGGGGAACAAAUUGACGUACUCCGAUUGUUGAUCGGACUUUCGAUGGUGGAGAUAUUCCGGUUUUGGUCGGGCGAUGCAUGGGAGGGGUGAUUGGGGGAGCAUGUUAUAGGAUGGAUUGUAAUAUCCUGACGCGGCAUGCAGAUGGUGCGUUCGAUAGCGUUAAUAAAAGUGAUUUGCAAGACGAAUCAAAUGGCGUACUCCGAUUUGUGAUACGAGUUGAGACGGGUGAGAUAUUGCAGAUUUCGCUGGGGGGACAGUAGGGGUGGUGGAGCACCUACUCUGAGGGAUUAUAACCUUUGCAGCUACGGCGGAAACUUCACGUUCGAUAUCGUCAUUGGAAGAGAUUUGCAAGAGAAAUCGAAUGGCCUCUUACGAUUUUUGAUACGACUUGAAACGAGUGAGUUAUUUCGGAUUUGUUGGGCCGGGCCCAGGAAAUGGGGCCCCAUGGUAACAUGUGAGAAGGAUUCCAACUUUUGCAGCGACGUCUGAAACUUAACGUUCGGUAUCGUCAAUGGAAGAUAUUUACAAGGGGAAUCGAAUGGCGUAUCCCAAGUUUUGAUCCGAGUUCAACUGGUGAAGAUAUUCCGGAUUUAGACGGGUGGCAGUGGGUAGGAAGGCCAAGGGGGGUGGUUACAUAUGAGACGUGGUAUAACUUGUGCAGCAGUGCGCUGAACUUAACGUUCGAUAACGUUAUUGAAAGAGGAUUGCAAGGGGAACAAAAUGGCGUACUCCUUUUUUUGAUACGAGAAAAAAUGGGUUAGUUAUUUCGGAUUUCGUCAGGUGCUUGGUGGCUGAGGGACUGGCUGAGUAUAGUUUAUGAAGGCUAAUAACGCCUCCAGCGAUGGAUCAAAUCUAUCGUUCGAUAGGGGAAAUUGGACAACGUUGCAAGACGAACAAAAUGGCAUACUCUGAUUGUUGAUAUGAGUUGAAACGAACAAGUUAUGGCGGAUCUUCUCAGGCGACGAAACCAAACGUUCAGUAUUGUUAUUAAGGGAGAUUUGCAAGCGGAAUCGAAUGGCGUCCUCCGAUUUUUCAUACGACUUGAAAUGAUCGUGUUAUAAUGGAUUUCGAUGGGUGGCAAGAAGAAGAGGGCAUAGAACGGGAAGUGGUAUAAAUGCAGAGCUGAGAGGCAAGAUCAAACGUUCGAUAUCGUAAUUGAAAGAAAUUUACAAGGGGAACAAAAUGGCGUCUUCCGAUUUACGAUGCGGUUUGAAACGAUGGAGAUAUCCCAGAUUCCGCCGGGUGGCAAGGGUGCAGUAUGGGCAUGGCACGUGAGUGGCGAUAGCUUCUGCAGCGAUGGGUAGAAUAUAAAGUUCGAUAUCGUCAUUGAAGGAGAAUUACGAGGGGAAUCA
Molecule: messenger RNA, 2486 nt
Organism: Pseudogymnoascus destructans
Lineage: Eukaryota; Fungi; Ascomycota; Leotiomycetes; Thelebolales; Thelebolaceae
Exons: 3
Coding region: 44-1078 (344 amino acids)
Source: RefSeq, a predicted model, not a curated record